This is a messenger RNA of Drosophila montana, 2312 nucleotides long. RefSeq names its product myeloid leukemia factor (gene Mlf). The transcript is spliced from 5 exons. Bases 100 to 1227 code for a protein of 375 amino acids. The record is from RefSeq and is a predicted model, not a curated record. Gene Ontology annotation, biological process: regulation of DNA-templated transcription. Lineage: Eukaryota; Metazoa; Arthropoda; Insecta; Diptera; Drosophilidae. Gene Ontology annotation, cellular component: nucleus; cytoplasm.
CAGUUAUGUUUUCAUUUGAAUAGUUUUCAGUUCUUGAAAUGUUAAAUCAGACAACAUUCGAUUUUGUUAUUCCAUAUUUCGGCGUAAUUUAUUUGAGUUAUGAAACGCAAACGAAAUUCAAGCCGUAAGAAAAAAACUGAGAAUCACGAAAUGGACACAAACAAUCACAUGAACCACCACAUGAACGCCAUGAAUAUGCAAAUGCGUUCGAUGAACCGCUUGAUGAACUCUUUUAUGCCCGAUCCUUUCAAUAUGCUGGGACCAUCGCCAUUUGAUCCUGGCUUUCAGCAGGGCGCAUUGAUGGAGCGCGGCCAACAGUCUAUGGCUCCCAUGGGCGGCGGUCUAUUUGGAUUUCCAGCCAUGCCCGGUUUUAAUCGUUUGAUUAAUGCCGACAUUGGCGCCAAUAAUGGCGCAUCGUUUUGCCAAAGCACCGUGAUGACCAUGUCCUCGGGUCCAGAUGGACGCCCGCAGAUUUAUCAGGCUAGCACUAGCACCAAAACUGGACCUGGAGGUGUGCGUGAGACACGCAAGACCGUACAAGAUUCGCGCUCGGGUCUUAAAAAAAUGGCCAUCGGUCAUCAUAUUGGCGAGCGCGCACACAUUAUCGAAAAGGAACAGGAUCUACGCUCUGGCCAGCUGGAAGAGCGUCAGGAGUUUAUUAAUUUGGACGAAGAGGAGGCCGAGCAGUUUGAUCGCGAGUUUACCACUCGCGCCACACGCGGCAUCAUGCCACACGGAAGUGGCCAUGGCGGCAUGCAGGCCAUACGCGGCGCUCGUCCAACUGCUGGCGGCUCAACAGUCACCAUUGAGCCGCUCGACGACGACGAUGACGAUUGUGUGAUUCAAGAGCCGCCUCGCACAGGCCGUCAAUUGCCCGCUUUGCCAGCGCCUCCAACAGCACCGCAUAGCAGCAGCGACACUGCAGCAGCAGCAGCAGCAGCAACAACAACAACUUCGCCACGUCGUGCCAAUACAACAACAGCAGCGUCUUCGCCCCCAACCUUCGACGUAACAAACAACAACAACAACAGCCACUAUUUGAGCACCGGAAAUAUGCCAGCAUCGCGUCGCGCCUAUAUGCGCAACGGUCAGCAUUUGGCCACGCCCCGUCGCCCGCUACGUACGCCUUCCUCGUCACCGUUGGCCACCGUAUCCAGCGCUAGUCACAGCAUUGCCGGCACGCCAAGAGAUUGGCGUUUAUAUAAUUCACGUUUCUAUCGCAAGUAGAAAUAUAUAUGCAUAAUGUAUCAUAAACUAUAAUCAAUACACACAUAAAUUUAUAAUAUACACACCACAAUGUAAUUGAGCAAAGAUCAGCGAUAUUAUUGACGCGCUACGUCCAACUACGUAAUCACAACUACCUACUAACCAGUCACGGCGUUUGGCGACGACGCUCCAACUCUUUCUCGCUGCGCUCCGCCAUGAAAAAUCAUCGCUGCGACGCUACGCAUCAUCUACGUUACACAUCUGCAACGCCACACACGUCGUUACGUGUCACAUGUUACGUGUAAGGCCGCCUGCAAAACCCCAAAACAAAUAACAGCUAUGUACAUAAUUCUACUACUACACACAUUCUCUAUAUAGUUAUUGUAAAACAAAUAAGGCGACGUACACGUAAUCAGCAUGUUGUCACAAUUGUCUUAUUUGCGUAUUACGUAAGCCCUUCACAUAAAAUACCAAAAAUAGUAAGAGCCGCGUGUUGGACACUUAUUGUUUGGUUGCCUUAGACAAAUUCCAUUACGUUUUCGUUUACCUCUUACGCAUUAAAUCAUCGUUAUGCUACGCUACGCCACGCCACGCCACAUAACGCUUAAUUGGUCAACGUUACUCACAUGUAUAUUCUCUACGUACUACGUGACACAACUACUACGCUUAUCAAAAUUCUAACGCUGUUGUUGCUGCGGUGCUGCUGCUGCUACGUUUUGUUGUCUUUCGUGGGGGAGACUGCUGCAAUAACAAACAUUAACUGCGUACCUUUCAUAUUACGUAACGGUGCGACCGAAACCGACCGCCCGCCCGCCCACUCAUCCAGCUUAUGCCACUCUUUGUCAUCUGAAUAACACACUAUCGCCUCGCCUCGCUCUCACAAUUUUAACAUUUACGUUCAAAUUGGCCUGUGUACGGAAUGAUUAUAAUUACUCUAUAAAACUCUUACGUUUUCAUAUUUUAUUUACAUAUUUACGUAUUCUUUACGCUGCCAGUUACGUUAUGUUAUUAAUGUGUUCUUCUCUUUAAACAGCAUACAUCCACAUCCCUAUGCUGCAAAUCCCGCUGCCGCUCGUCGCCAGCAACGCCUAAAGCAUCAUCACCAA